Messenger RNA from Sphaerulina musiva SO2202, 1695 nucleotides. RefSeq lists its product as uncharacterized. The transcript has a single exon. The coding region runs from base 155 to 1615 and encodes 486 amino acids. NCBI's taxonomy places the organism in Eukaryota, Fungi, Ascomycota, Dothideomycetes, Mycosphaerellales, Mycosphaerellaceae. The record is from RefSeq and is a predicted model, not a curated record.
AGCUUAAUCGCGACUCGCACAAAGCACUUAUUCGGCACCAAAUUUACAAUUCACUAGUCUAGCCCCAGGUCACCAGGUGCGGUCUUGUCACAAGCUUCAACCGUGCGCGCGCCUGCGCUGUGCAAACGAGUCGACGAGGAUCCGAAGGUGAAUAAUGGCGGGCUCUACCGCUGCACUUUUCAGCGGAAUCGCAAAAGAUCGCGUAUCGGCGAGUAACCCUGCCAGCUCUGGCACCGACAUCGAUGCAGACCGUUGUGCUGCUCUGCACAACACCCUCACUCUGUAUGGUUGGGUCUGCUCGGGCAAAAAGAUUUCUACCCUCACCAAGCGAACCUGGUGGAGCACACAUGGUAACGAGAGACUGAAGCAAAUACUGCGCCCCAAACUGGUCCGAUACCUGUCCAAGAUUUUUGAGGUUCCCAACUACAAUUUUUUCUACCAUGUUUCCGGUCUGGCCACCCCGGCGCACAUGCUGGGCUUGGCGGAUGUGCUAGAAGAUCCGGACCACGACCAUGACGACCCUAAAGAGGACAAGUAUAGAUUUGUGAUCAUCUACAAGAGCUCAGAAGCUCUUGUGACACAGCCCGCGGGCAUAGUCUUUGAUCAGAAGACUGGGAAGGCACUCCUGAUGCCCACAUACCACCAUGUAUUUGACCUCAGGAACCCAGAACUACCAUGGCAAAGAAUGGAAGCAAUUCUGAGUGCGUACAUCGAGAUGAUCGAAGCUGAGAAGGCAGUGGCAAUCCACGACGAAGCGACCAUCGAGGAGCCCAAGACGGACAUCACGGGAGGCGACCUGGUCCAGAAUAAGACCUUCGUUCGUUACAAGACACGACCUUGGAUACUGCAGCCCUACACCCUCGAAGAUCUGCACGCCUGUAUUGACACCUGGGAUGCGCUUGUGUCCGCGAUUGAGAAAAACGCCGGGAUUUCGAAAGCACGACCAGAUCCCGAGGGCGAGGAUUACGACCCAGAAGACGAAGCGCCUUUAUGUUCACGAACUGCCCUCAAGAUCGCCGGCAUACCUCGAGGGUUUGCCUACGAGAUUCUCUCUCAUGCGCGACAAUCGGAUAUCUGGUUCAUCGCGCCCGGCAUCCGCCUACCCAAGGUUGAGGAAUUCCUACAACAACCAUUCAAGCACAUCCCGCAGCAAUUCCCCAAGGAAACAGCAGGCAUGAAAGUUCCCUUCUUGUUCUUACGAUGUCCUGGCACUGUUAGCGCCAAGGAAGCCAAAUUCAGGUAUCCAUUUUCGACGGUGGAAUCAGUACCUUGUGGACUGUAUCUCGAUGCAUUUCCCAACGCGCAGAACCCAUUCGAAGAUGCAUGCCGACUGGUCUUGCCCAUCAAACUGGGCGAUCGACGCCAUUAUGCCCGAACGUCCGAUGGGAGGCCCAUCCUGAAAAGUCACAGCGAGCUGUAUCAGACGGGAAUCAAUCCUUUCGUGAUGCGGCAUGGACCGAAGUUGUCUGCAGUGCUGCAGAAUUGGCGCUCGCAUGUGGAAAGUGGUCAUUGGAGUGUGAAUGAGCGAGGUGUGGAAGGUGGCGUGGGAGUUUGGAGACAAGCUGAUACGAGAGAGAAUUGGUGGCGCUACCAGAGUGAGCAUCUCGUGGUCUAAUCGAAGCGGAGAGCGGGUACAUGGCAGAAAAAUAGGAAGAUGAAGCAUGAAUUCCAACCAAUACAAAUCCUUGACUUGAU